AUGCCGGUGCCAGACAACGCAUCGUCUGCUUUCGCUGGCAAUGGAACGACCAACCACUUGGCUGUAGAUGAAGGCAUCGCAGGUGUCCUCUCGCUCUCGCAGUCCAUCUCAGCAUCGGUCUCGGAUCUCAAACGUCCUGCUUCGGCGGCUUCAUCGAACAACGAUGGCAGCCAGACGAUAUCACAAACCAAGGCGGCCAAGACACACUACGGCAAAGCUGCACGGGCCUUCCUCGCCAAGGAUCUCCAGACCGCACUGGUGCAAAGUCAGCACGCCGCUGAUCUGCUUCUGUCAUCUAGCCAGCUCGGUAGCAGUCUCACCGCAUCCUCGUUCCUUGACUCGGACUUAGAUCUGCAAAAGCUAGUCGACAAGGUGGCCAUCCUCCGUCUCACCGUCUUCACUCAGGUCUAUACCGAUAAGCAGAUCUCUGAUAGUAUCCACGACAAGCUCACACAGGCAAAACAGCAAACCUCAUCCACGACCUCCUCCGAUGGAGCUGCUAUCGAUCGCAUCCUGCUUCUUCUCUCCAAGCAACCGCAGAGUUUGAUUAGUCAUCUCUGGUUCGAAGCUUUGCGUUUGUGCACACACACUUCGGGCGAGAACGAUGCUCCUUCGCUCGACCCUACACCGGAAACGAUGCAUUUGGCUAUCGAGCUAUCAGCAUCCGUCAUCUCGUCUGCCGUCUUGGCUGCACUUCGACUCGAUGCACUCAACCCAGCAGCACGAACAGGUAGGAACGCUGCAAGGUUGAUUGCAGAAUGGUACCUUGCCUCGUUCUCCUCUGCUUUCGGUGCGGCUCCUCCCACGCCCAAGGCUGCGGCGGCGUAUGAGAAGAUCGUUGGACUGUACUCGCUGCAUGUGCUCGCAUCGCGGUUGGACGAGUGGGAGUACGCAAGAGAGUUUGUCGGCUACUCGAGCUUGGCUGAAUCAGUCAAGUUUGGGCUGUUGGAACAGAUUAACGAAGCACAGGCACAUUUGACGGCUCAGUCGGAGCGAGAACAAGAGGCAGUUGCUAAUGCACAAAAGACGUAUUUGGAGGAGAAGGCAAAGCGUGCAGCUGAGGAGAAGCAGGCAAAAGAGGCUGCUGUCAGUAAGAGUGGGUCAAAGAGUGGUAGUAAAGCUAGAGACCUUGCAUCGGGCAUGGGAAACUUCCUGACGGGAAAGAAGGAGCAAGUGGAAGCAACGGCUGGUGGUGGUAAGGCAAGUGCAAACGGAUCUUCUUCGGGCUCAUCAGGGUCUGGUUCGGAUUCAGGCACGCGCUCUUCUCGUCGACAACGUAGUCAGUCACCUGCUUACUUCUCGCCAAGGAACGGUACGGGCGAGUCGAGCGCAUGUUGUUCUACCAGUCCUUCUAUCUCGCCUGGUUCGACAAGGAGUGUCGAGUCUGCAUCUAAGCAGUCGGCUUCAAAAGAUGAACGCCGCUCGCUCCGACGUUCAAGCGGGUCCCGCUCAUCCGACUACGACGGUGGGAACGAAAGUAGUACUUCUGUCGCUUCGAACCACUCGAGACGCUCUGCACGCAAAGAGGCUGCCUCCGCAAGCGAAGCUGCGCCUACAGCCGGUAAGGAAGCGCGAACCAAAGACGACAGGAGCUACGCCUCGACUCGCGCUCAUCUUUCGAGGUAUAUCGAAGGAGACCAUGGGCACAAGCCUUCUGCUGCUUCGAACAGAAGGAAUAGCGAGCGUGAUCUGACAUGGAAGCGACCGUCUGGGGAUUCGAUCCUGUCGUCGAUUCCGUCGAUGUUUGAUUUCCGCAAAGCGAGUCAGACACGAACAUGGCUGAUGUCGGCCAUUGUGAUGCUGAUCGUUUUCUAUCGCAUUGCGAGGAGGCCGCCUGCUGCUGCGAGCAAUGCGGCCGGCAGGGCGAGGAGGAACGCUGCAGCUCAAGAUGCCAGGAGCAAGUUGGUUGGCAAGCAUGCUUCGGCUGGUGGAGGAGUGAUCGGGAUCAACUGGCUGUUCUUGGUUUGGAGGAAGGUUAUGGAUACGAUCAGAAUGGGUACGCAGGUGACUUAUCUCUGA
This is a messenger RNA of Ustilago hordei, 2019 nucleotides long. RefSeq lists its product as uncharacterized. Bases 1 to 2019 code for a protein of 672 amino acids. The transcript has 2 exons. The record is from RefSeq and is a predicted model, not a curated record. Lineage: Eukaryota; Fungi; Basidiomycota; Ustilaginomycetes; Ustilaginales; Ustilaginaceae.